AGGUGGCAGUAAUAAGCUCGCGAGCUAGAUGCUAGCAUACGAGCACGGAAGAACGAAAGAGAAAGCGAACAUUAUAUUUGAUUAGUUGGUAUUGUUCCUGUUUCACAAAGAGCUUUUUUGUUUGUUUUAAAAAAUUCGUGUUCUACAUCAUGAGUCGAAGAUGUGUUUUCUUCUUCCUGAUCCAGCUGCUGAUAGACAAUGCAACAGCACAGGUUGGAGUGACUCGUAAUGCUGUCGUAGGUGGUACAGUCAUCUUACCCUGUUCCACCAAAUCCACUGCAGAGAUUGGGGAUGUAUUUUGGCGAUAUGAAGAAAACAAAGUAGUGUUGGAGAUCAUCAACGGUAAAGAGAAUUUUCAAUACCAGAGUCAAGAAUACAGAGGCAGAGUUAGAGCUUUUUCAGCCGAGUUUGCAAAGGGAAACUUCUCCAUCAAACUGAGUGAUGUGAAACUCUCAGACACUGGAACUUACACCUCCACCCUCUCUAAAUCCGGGCAGAAGAUGAACGUACAACUGAUUGUUAAAGAAGCUUCUAUCGGUCCAACUCCUGCUCCCAAAACUGGUGACGGCACGAGAAGAGCGAGCAGUAUGUUCCUGCUGGUGUGCAGUCUCCUGUACAGCUUGAUCUUUUGAAGACAACAUGAAGCGCAACUUGUAUGUAAGCACUGUCGCAAGAAAAACAGGACGUUAUGAAGCAUACCUUCGUACAAAGCUUUUCUAUUCUCUGAGUUUCACAUUAUGAACAUUCUAGACAGAAAUUGAUAUCUGGUUCAUAUUUGGUAGGCUGUUAUAAACAUUUCAUAAGAGAAUGUAAAGAAGGGAUGAUGAUUUUCCGUUUCUAAAAUUGCCAGUUCCCUUUUGUGAUUUUGCCAAUUCCGUUUUUUCCCCCGUUUUCUGUAAUAAGAGAUGGGAAAAGUUUCCAUGUACUGAUGAUACAGUUUUGGAGUUCUGAAAUCCAUAAAAACAAAACUGGAGCAACACUUUUUUUUUUUUUACUCAAUUUCUACAUAAUUAUAGACUUUCAGGUUCAAAUUGAGAGUUGAAGAAAUGUAUGGCAUCGCCUCCACUGAAAGACACUAAAAUUAAAUAAAAGGCAUCAUGUCAGGGCUCAACAUUGAAGGUUCUAACUGCAAAGUUGAAUUCUGGGCAAAAUAUUCUAUUUCUAUUGCUGUUGGAGUUUCGAGAUGUUUUGCUGUGUGCGCGCGCACACAGAGACACAUCAAAGCUUUACAUUAACUUUUUUGCUCACCGGCCACUGUGGCUAGUGGUUUUCCCGAGUCACUAGCCAUUCAGCCUUUUCACUAGUCACAAUUUUGUUGCCAGGAAAUCGCAGUUUUUUCUUCACCAUGAUACGUUAAAGUUCGGAAGAUCUAGAUUUAAUUAUGAAUGACAGCGUAUAAUGUAUCUCUACAGUAGCACUCAAGUAUUCAGUGCUGUUAAGGUAGCUCCCUAUAUGAAAACAUGCAACCAGUUCAGACAAAAAUAUAAACAGUAUUCUGUUUAUUGACUCAAAUUCAAGCCCCUUACAAUAUGAAAUAUCGCAUAAUAUGAAAAAUAACAUUCAGUACAACUGAACUGAUUCUAAUAUUAAAAGUCCAAUUCAAAACAUUUAUCAUUGAAAAACAUUUGAUGUUUUGAUAUGCUAGUAUUAUGUGUAUUAUCAAGUAUUAUUAUGUAUAUUAUGUAUUAUCUACAGGGCUUGAAAUUCUUUUUUUUUUUUUCGCCAGCCAGCCAGACUAGUUACCUUCCAAAGUAACUAGCUAAACAGAAAAAUCAACUCGCCAAAAUUUGUUCAUGUAUGAAUUUUACUUCUGUCAAAAAUAACACAAGAGAGUAGUUACCAUUGUUCAUGACUAAUGUGCAUUUAUUUCAAGACCCGAGUAUUUUGAUACUGUUUUUUUUUUUUUUUGCACACUUUACAAAUUGGCAUUUGCUGUUCCACGUCCUCCUCGCGAUAUCCAAAAAAAUGCCAGAUGACUGACCCCUUACUAGAACCAGUUCGUCCGCUUCCAUUUUUAAUUUGUCGCUGAAAUUGACAGAGCUUACAUGGUAGCCUAUGCAACACCAGCGAUUGCAUGAACUGAGUCAGCGCUGUAAACCGGAACUAGAAAAUCUUCCGGCAAGUUCCUUUCAGCACCGAGAUGUCGCCCGGGAUUGGUUGGCGAGUGUGUGACGUUAUUGUUUUUUUUUUUUUUACCCUUAGGCAGCCUCUCACGUUACUGCCUGAGGGACAGGGAGAAAACCACCGGAAAAUGUUUUAAACAAACACGAAACAAACGCAAGUCGGCAGAUGACCAUAAAAUACUCGAUAGUUACGAUAUAAUAAUUUUAUGUAUCUCUCACAGAAUUUUCAGAGAUAUAUUGAGGAUAUUCAAUAUAUCGCACAGCCCUAGUCUGAAUCUUCGCUUCAUAUAUAUUUUUUUAUUUUCAACUAGCCAGCUGGGCUGCCUAGUGACAGGAAUUACCCGCCAAAUGACAAAUGAAGUCGCCUCGGGCGACCGGACCACCACGAAUUUCAAGCCCUGAUCUGUUAGUGUGUGUGUGUGUGUGUGUGUGUGUGUGUGUGUGUGUGUGUGUGUGAGUGUGAUGCAUGUGUGAACAUGUGUAAAAAGAGACAUUAAAUAUCCUCAUUACAUUCCUCAUCAGAGGAGUCUGAAUGGUCCAUGAAAAAUGGUCUUCGUGACCUGAGGCAUCCAGCAGGCCAUAAGUUGAUAGCUGGGGCGAGAUCAACUUCUUUACAAUCGCGUGAACAUUUCUAAACAGCAGCUCCAUCCUCUCCAGCUCAGCCGACUUCAUGACAGCCAGGGACUUGAAAGCAAUGCCGAGCUGUAGUGAACCAGCCAUCUUUGCCAGUUUUGAUGUGUGAGUACCGAUGUGUGCAUUUGACUUUUCGUGGUCCUUUAUGGUUUCGAGUUUAAAAUGACUGGUGCCUGUCUUUGCCAGACUUUCUACAGUCUUCGCAGUACAUGGUAUUUUCGGUUUUGCUGUGAACUAGCCAAUCUCGCCUGAACUUCCAUUUGUCAUUGAACUGUCUUAUCUUCCUAUUAGUGUCUUGUUCAUCUCCAUGGCCGUAGCCAGCUAUGAGGCCACUGAGGUCCGGACCUUGGUCAUUUUUAAGAGCUGAAAAUACAUUUGUGCGCUAAAUAUUCAACUGGAUAAAAAAAUAAAGAAUAACAUUAAAACGUCUCCAUAAAAAGUGCAUUGUUAAUUAUGUUAAACGCUGAUUCUGUCUUCUGUGUCUGUUUCGUGUGCGCGGCUCUGAGACCAAGAACACAAAAGUGCACUGUGGGGUACUUCCUGAAGUCCACAACCAUCUCCACGGUCUUUAGCUCUAGAUUGUGUUGACUGCACCAGGCCACCAACCUAUCAACCUCUUGCCGAUAUGCAGACUCGUCACCAUCCUGGAUGAGCCCAAUGACAGUGGUGUCGUCUGCAAAUUUUAGGAGCUUGACAGCUGGGUCUUUAGAAGUGCAGUCAUUUGUAUUGAAGUGUCCCAUUAUGGUGUGUAUUCUAAUCCAUUACCUGAUCUGCAGUUUUAAGUCAGUCACCCAAAUUCAAAGCUUCUGGAGGAAAUAAAGUUAAAUCCUGAUUAAUCCAGUAAAACUCUCUCGUCUCUCGUCUUCUUCCGCUUAUCCGGGACCGGGUCGCGGAGGCAGCAGUCUAAGCAUGGAAGCCCAAACUUCCCUUUCCCCAGACACCUCGGCCAGCUCCUCGGGAAGAACACCGAGGCGUUCCCAGGCCAGCCGAGAGACAUAGUCCCUCCAGCGUGUCCUGGGUCUUCCCCGGGGCCUCCUCCCGGGGGGACAUGCCUGGAACACCUCCCCAGGGAGGCGUCCAGGAGGCAUCCGAAAAAGAUGCCCGAGCCACCUCAGCUGGUUCCUCUCGAUGUGGAGGAGCAGCGGCUCUACUCCGAGCUCCUCCCGAGUGACUGUGCUUCUCACCCUAUCUCUAAGGGAGCGCCCAGCCACCCUGCGAAGGAAACUCAUUUCAGCCGCUUGUAUCCGCGAUCUUGUUCUUUCUGUCAUUACCCAAAGCUCAUGACCAUAGGUGAGAGUCGGAACGUAGAUCGACCGGUAAAUUGAGAGCUUCGCCUUUUGGCUCAGCUCCUUCUUCACCACGACGGACCGGUAAAGCGACCGCAUCACUGCGGAGGCUGCACCGAUCCGCCUGUCGAUCUCACGCUCCAUCCUUCCCUCACUCGUGAACAAGAUCCCGAGAUACUUAAACUCCUCGACUUGAGGCAGGACUUCUCCACCAACCUGGAGAGGGCAAGCCACCCUUUUCCGGUCGAGAACCAUGGCCUCGGACUUAGAGGUGCUGAUUCUCAUCCCAGCCGCUUCACACUCGACUGCAAACCGCCCCAGUGCAUGCUGAAGGUCCUGGUUUGAAGAAGCCAACAGGACAACAUCAUCCGCAAAAAGCAGAGAUGAAAUCCUGUGGUUCCCAAACAGGAUUCCUUCCGGCCCCUGGCUGCGCCUAGAAAUUCUGUCCAUAAAAAUUAUGAACAGAACCGGUGACAAAGGGCAGCCCUGCCGGAGUCCAACAUGCACUGGGAACAGGUCUGACUUACUGCCGGCAUUGCGAACCAGACUCCUGCUCCGUUCGUACAGGGACCGGACAGCCCUUAGCAAAGAGCCCCGAACCCCAUACUCCCGAAGCACCCCCCACAGAAUACCACGGGGGACACGGUCGAAUGCCUUCUCCAGAUCCACAAAGCACAUGUGGACUGGUUGGGCAAACUCCCAUGAACCCUCGAGCACCCUAUGAAGGGUAUAGAGCUGGUCCAGUGUUCCGCGACCAGGACGAAAACCGCAUUGUUCUUCCUGGAUCCGAGGUUCGACUAUUGGUCGAAUUCUCCUCUCCAGUACCCUGGAGUAAACUUUCCCUGGGAGGCUGAGAAGUGUGAUUCCCCUAUAAUUGGAGCACACUCUCCGGUCCCCUUUCUUAAAAAGAGGGACCACCACCCCAGUCUGCCACUCCAGAGGCACUGUCCCCGACCGCCACGCGAUGUUGCAGAGGCGUGUCAACCAAGACAGCCCCACAACAUCCAGAGACUUGAGAUACUCAGGGCGGAUCUCAUCCACCCCCAGUGCCUUGCCACCAAGGAGCUUGCAAACCACCUCAGUGACUUCGGCUUGGGUAAUAGACGAGUCCACCUCUGAGUCAUCAGCCUCAGUCUCCUCAGUGGAAGACAUGACGGUGGGAUUGAGGAGAUCCUCAAAGUAUUCCUUCCACCGCCUGACAAUGUCCCCAGUCGAGGUCAACAGCUCCCCACCCGCACUGUAAACAGUGUUGGCAGAGUACUGCUUCCCCCUCCUGAGGCGCCGGACGGUUUGCCAGAAUUUCUUCGAGGCCGACCGAUAGUCCUUCUCCAUGGCCUCCCCGAACUCCUCCCAGUUCCGAGUUUUUGCCUCCACAACUGCCCGAGCUGCAGCACGCCUGGCCCGCCGAUACCCGUUGGCUGCCUCAGGAGUCCCGGAGGUCAACAUGGCCCGAUAGGACUCCUUCUUCAGCUUGACGGCAUCCCUUACUUCCGGUGUCCACCACCGGGUUCGGGGAUUGCCGCCACGACAGGCACCGGAGACCUUGCGGCCACAGCUCCGAACAGCUGCGUCCACAAUGGAGGUAGAGAACAUGGUCCACUCAGACUCAAUGUCCCCCGCCUCCCUCGGAAGCUGGGAAAAGCUCUCCUGGAGGUGGGAGUUAAAGACCUCCCCAACAGAGUGCUCGGCCAGACGUUCCCAGCAGACCCUCACCAUACGUUUAGGCCUGCCAGGUCUGUCCAGCUUCCUCCUCCGCCAGCGGAUCCAACUCACCACCAGGUGGUGAUCAGUUGACAGCUCAGCCCCUCUCUUCACCCGAGUGUCCAAGACAUAGGGCCGGAGAUCAGAUGAAACGACUACAAAGUCGAUCAUCGACCUCCGACCUAAGGUGUCCUGGUGCCACGUGCACUUAUGGACACCCCUAUGCUCGAACAUGGUGUUCGUUAUGGACAAACCGUGACUAGCACAGAAGUCCAAUAACAAAACACCACUCGGGUUCAGAUCGGGGAGGCCGUUCCUCCCAACCACGCCCCUCCAGGUGUCACUGUCGUCGUCCACGUGAGCAUUGAAGUCCCCCAGUAGCACAAUGGAGUCCCCAGUCUGAGCACCCCUCAGUACCUCUCCCAGGGACUCCAAGAAGGCCGGAUACUCUAUACUGCUAUUUGGCCCGUAGGCACAAACAACAGCAAGAGCCCUCUCCCCAAUCCGAAGGCGCAGAGAGGCGACCCUCUCGUUCACUGGGGUAAACUCCAACACGUGGCGGCUGAGCUGGGGAGCUAUAAGCAAGCCCACACCAGCCCGCCGCCGCUCACCACGGGCGACUCCAGAGAAGUGGAAAGUCCAGCCCCUCUCGAGGAGCUGGGUUCCAGAGCCCAAGCUAUGCGUGGAGGUGAGCCCGACUAUCUCUAGCCGGUACCUCUCAACCUCCUGCACAAGCUCAGGCGCCUUCCCCCCCAGCGAAGUGACAUUCCAUGUCCCAACAGCCAGCCGCUGUGUCCGGGGAUCAGGUCGUCGAGGCCCCUGCCUUCGACUGCCACCCAAUCCACAUUGCACCAAACCCCUACUGCUACCUCUGUGGGUGGUGAACCCACAGGAGGUCGGGCCCACGUCACCUCUUCGGGCUGAGCCCGGCCGGGCCCCAUGGGCAAAGGCCCGGCCACCAAGCGCUCACAUACGAGCCCCAACCCCGGGCCUGGCUCCAGGGUGGGGCCCCGGCUGCGUCCUACCGGGCGACGUCACGGUCCUGGAUUUUUUCUCCAUAGGGGUUUUUUGGUGAACUGCUCUUGGUCUGGCCUGUCACCUAGGACCUGUCUGCCUUGGGAAACCCUACCAGGGGCAUAAUGCCCCCGACAACAUAGCUCCUAGGAUCAUUCAAGCACACAAACCCCUCCACCACAAUAAGGUGGCAGUUCUAGGAGGGGUAAUCCAGUAAAACUUGGAGUAUAAAUUAAUUUAAAGAAAUGAAACCAAAAGAAAACAAGUUGGACAUGAUGAGGGGGACAGAAUCACACUGUGAAUGAAAACAAACCGUGAGUGAGUUCGGCACUGUUCAGCACCGAAUCGGCACUGUCGUAAAAUUCCUGCGAAAUAUUUUACAACAUUUGUGAUGUUAAUGUGAAUCAUACAAAAGAAAAAUACACUGAUUAUCUGAAUAAAAUGAAGAUUCAGCACAGAUAUUUAUUUUAUUGAGGUAUUUGAUCGCCAUUUCUCUGAUUUUGAUGAAGUCUAAUAAUCUAUAAUUAGAUAUUACACUGUGGUUACACAGACACACACACACACACACUCCUGCUGUACUCGGCUUUCCUGGAAUUUCAUAAACAAUAACACGGCAGGAUCACUGAGGGGAUUGAACUAGUUUAGUUGGAACUUUAUUGAUGUCACUCUUGAAUAAUUACUAUUAAAAAUUAUUUUCAACAAAUAUUCAACUCGUCCCAUCAGAUAGGCAGAUGCAGAUUUGACUUGACUGGACCAAAUAUUGGGUCGUCCCGGACAGUACCGUUAAUGUUGAGCCCUGCAUGUGCAUGAUGAAAUGUCACCAUAAAUUCACAAAGUAUUCAAAUCACAGAAAUGGCACUGAACCUGAACUGAUCACUGAUGAAGAAACAGAUGAGAGACCGCUUCAGCAGGAUUCACCCAAACCGAGUCUCUAUCACCAUUAUACAUCAGCAUUGCGAGCUGCUUUGUGUUUUCCGUGGUGAGGCAUUCCCACUUAUAAUCCCCGGAUAUCUUUUUAUCCAGUUAGUGUGCACUGAUCAUAAGCCCUCGUGUCACUGACAGGACAUUGAUAGUUUGUUGACGGCCCAGUUUACACCAAGAUUUGGUUUCUUUUUUCCCCAAAAAAAAAAAAAGACCCUCGCUGUAUAGCUGCAUGGAUUGAAUUUCUCGGGUUUUGAAACUGGAUGCCGACAAAAACCUGUUUUCCGUUGCACAAUGCCAGUUCCAUUUCGGACCAGCGAUUCUGCAAUUUCUACUAAUUUUUUUUUUUUUAAUGAUCACGGAAAAUUAUCAUCCCUAACAUAUAGUGCUCUCUGAAAGUAUUGGAACAGCAAGGCUAAUUCUUUUGUUUUUGCUGGACAUUGAAGACAUUUGGCUUGCUUUUCUCCCAUAGACAGCUCUCUGGUCUUCAUGUUGGUCUAUCGGGUUUAUUUACAUUUUUAAUUAAUUUAUUUUUCAAAACAACAAAUGCAGUAUUUACAGGUGAAACCCAGGGCUUAUUCCAAGAGUAGACAUUAAGAGCGAGUAAUUCUUUACACAGUCAAACUCACAGGGCACAUCUGGGCAACAAGAAACAUGCCAGCUACAUGUUCCAAUAUUUUUGGUCACUCGAAGGCUGGGUGGGUUGAAACAAUUUAAACAAGAAUUAAUUUUCUUAAAUCUUCUGGAUAUUUAUAAUCUUUAUGUUCCAUGACACCAGAAUAUACUCAUCCCUGGGUGGUGAGUGUAUUGAUGUCGUAUAUCGGAAUGGCACUGAUGUGGAUCCAAUCAAAAACCUUGAUCAAAUUGUUAUAUCAGUAACGAGGCAGCUAUGUAAGGAUUUUAGAUUAGGCUCGGCCUGUAUAAACACUUUACAGCAUGUUACAAGUCAUUAGUUAGACUUGGGCUUUAGUGACUGUGCCCUGGGUUUGGAUGAAGACAAAAAUUGAAACUGAAACAAGUGUUCUGUGACGACUUGAAUGCCCCACCACAUUUGAGUGAUCAAACCCUGAGACACACACCAGUAUUAAGUUCUGUCCUUGACUUGACCUUGAGCACCACGGAUGGAUGUUAAUGCCAGGUUUGAAUAGGUUCAUGAUGAUCUUUGACACAUCUGAUGAAGUAUUUACAUGUAUUUUAUUUACUUUGUGUUUUUUUUUUUGUUUUUUUUUUUGCUCAUGUGUUUUUAUUGAAUAAAUGAUGCUCUGAAAA
Neoarius graeffei (lesser salmon catfish) is the source of this 8947-nucleotide messenger RNA. Its product is annotated as CD276 antigen homolog. The coding region runs from base 150 to 632 and encodes 160 amino acids. Gene Ontology annotation, biological process: cellular response to lipopolysaccharide; immune response; negative regulation of T cell proliferation. Gene Ontology annotation, cellular component: external side of plasma membrane. The record is from RefSeq and is a predicted model, not a curated record. NCBI's taxonomy places the organism in Eukaryota, Metazoa, Chordata, Actinopteri, Siluriformes, Ariidae. The transcript is spliced from 4 exons.